Molecule: messenger RNA, 438 nt
Organism: Phaethon lepturus (White-tailed tropicbird)
Lineage: Eukaryota; Metazoa; Chordata; Aves; Phaethontiformes; Phaethontidae
Gene: RPL27A
Product: ribosomal protein L27a
Exons: 3
Coding region: 44-379 (111 amino acids)
Biological process (GO): translation
Cellular component (GO): ribosome; cytosolic large ribosomal subunit
Molecular function (GO): structural constituent of ribosome
Source: RefSeq, a predicted model, not a curated record
CAAACACAGAAAACAUCCUGGAGGGCGUGGUAAUGCUGGUGGUAUGCACCAUCACAGGAUUAACUUUGAUAAAUAUCACCCUGGUUACUUUGGAAAAGUAGGCAUGAGACACUAUCACUUGAAGAGAAACCAAAAGUUCUGCCCUACUGUCAAUUUGGAUAAACUGUGGACGCUUGUCAGUGAACAGACACGGCUGAAUUAUGCAAAAAACGAGGCUGGACUGGCCCCCGUCAUCGAUGUUGUGCGCUCAGGCUACUACAAAGUCCUGGGCAAGGGGAAGCUGCCCAAGCAGCCUGUAAUUGUGAAAGCGAAGUUCUUCAGUAGAAGAGCAGAGGAGAAGAUCAAAGAAGUUGGAGGUGCCUGUGUGCUUGUGGCAUGAAGGCCUUUGGUUUAUUCAAAACAUUUGAAUAAAGACAAUGUGUAAAAAUGUGCUGAUUU